GCUGACGUGUCGGUCCCAAUAACCGAGCUGCGGAUAUAAAACAGCACCGUUUUGCCCCAUUCCCCUGUGCGAAACCCUUAUUCUCCCAAAAUCAAAAUCAAAUCAAAAUCAGAGUGAGUUUGUGUGUGUGUGAGAAUGAGUAGGGUUUGCGGUAAGGUGAAGUGGUUCAAUGACCAGAAGGGUUUCGGUUUCAUAACCCCCGACGAUGGCGGCGAAGAACUCUUUGUUCAUCAAUCUUCGAUUCGAUCCGAAGGGUUUCGCAGCCUCGCCGAGGGUGAAUCCGUUGAGUUCGCCAUAGAGUCCGAUCCUGAUGGACGCACCAAGGCCGUUGAUGUCACUGGACCUGAUGGCUCUAACGUGCAGGGGAGUCGCCGUGGUGGAGGCGGUGGCGGAGGUGGUGGAAGGAGUUACGGCGGUGGACGAGGCGGCGGCGGCGGCUAUGGUGGUGGAUAUGGUGGUGGAGGAGGAUAUGG
Molecule: messenger RNA, 473 nt
Organism: Arachis ipaensis
Lineage: Eukaryota; Viridiplantae; Streptophyta; Magnoliopsida; Fabales; Fabaceae
Molecular function (GO): zinc ion binding; nucleic acid binding
Source: RefSeq, a predicted model, not a curated record